CGGGCCCGCCUCCUCUCCCGACGUACGUGCCGGGCCGCCAGCGCCGAGCCUGCCGCCCACCUCCCGCCUCUCUUCCUCCCUCAGCGCCGCCCCAUCCCGAAGAGGCGUGUGGGUGCAUCGGCGUGUGCCCCUGCUUCAACUCGCCUGCAUUCACCCGCCGCAGGACUGUCCCUGGAGGAGAUGGCAGCGGAGGAGGCUGCGGAGGCCGCGCUGGCGCAGCUGUCUCCUGAGCAGAGGCAGCCAGGGCGGGAGAACGAUGAGGAGGAGAAUCCCGAAGGCGGCAACGGCGAGACUGCAGCGCUUAAUGGUGUGGUUGUCUCUGAAAAAGUGGAAAACAACAACCUGGAUGUGAAAGAGCCAGAACUGGAAACUGAGGAAAAAGGAACAAGGGAAGAACCCACAAAGGAAUCUGAUAGCAACAUUCUGGAUGUCUCAUCUAGUUAUCCAAGAGAGAAGCAUAUUUCAAUUCAAAGAGAUUUUGCUGAGCUAGAGAAACUAGCUAAUCUGAAAGAAGAUGAAAAGAAGCCUUGUCCAUUGUGUUCUGAGGAGAAAUACAAAGCUUGCUAUAGCCAUAAGCUCCAUCGGCACCUUCUGAAUUUUCACUGGAAAGUUUCUGUUGAAUUUGAAGGGUACAGAAUGUGCAUCUGUUACUUGCCCUGUCAUCCAGUAAAACCAAACCUCAUUGGAGACCAGACAUUUUCAAAGAUGGGAGCCCAUUACCAUUGUAUCAUCUGCUCAGCAACUAUCACACGAAGAACUGACAUGAUCAGUCAUAUUAAUCGUCAUGUGAAUAAAGGAGAAACUGAGUCAAGGUUUAUUACAGUUCCUGCUCCCAAGAAUUCUCAUCAAGUUCUGAAAGAAUCAGCCACAGACAUACGAGUUCUUCCUAACUACUCCACACCCCAGAAAACAGAUUCCUAUUUUAAUCCUAAAAUGAAACUCAACAGGCAAUUGAUCUUCUCUGCCCUGGCCGUCCUAGCUAAGGAACGUACACCCAUAGAAUGCUUGGAUGCUUUUGGUGCUACUGGUAUCAUGGGACUGCAAUGGGCAAAGCAUCUUCGAAGCUCUGUGAGAGUUACCAUUAAUGACUGCAAUGAAAACUCUGUGGCAAUGAUCCAGGAAAACUGCCAUUUAAACAAAAUGAAGGUGAAGCUGAACACCAAGGAAGAUGACAAUGAUGAAGCCAUGAGAGAUGGAGAAGACAACACUGACACCAUUGAGGUGACAAAAAUGGAUGCCAACGUCAUAAUGCAUUUGAGAUCUUUUGAUUUUAUCCAUUUGGACCCCUUUGGAACUACUGUGAAUUACCUGGAUUCUGCCUUUAGAAAUGUGAGGAACCUUGGCAUUGUGUCACUGACUUCCACAGACAUCAGUUCUCUGUAUUCAAAGGCCCAACACGUCGCCCUGCGCCAUUACGGCUGUAAUAUCGUCAGGACAGAGUACUACAAGGAGCUGGCAGCCAGGAUAGUGAUUGCUGCUGUUGCAAGAGCUGCAGCUCGCUGCAACAAAGGCAUCGAAGUGUUACUGGCCGUAGCUCUGGAACAUUUUGUUCUAGUAGUGGUGAGAGUUUUAAGGGGCCCAUCCUCUGCAGAUGAUUCUGCACAGAAAAUCAGAUACCUCAUCCACUGCCAGUGGUGUGAAGAGAGAACUUUUCAGAAAGAGGGCAAUAUGCUAGAAGAAAACCCCUAUCAGCAGCUGCCUUGUGAUUGUCACGGCAGUAUGCCUGGGAAGACUGCAGUAGUUCUUGGUCCUCUCUGGUCAGGAGCCCUCUUCAACGCUGGGUUCCUCAGAAGAAUGUAUUUUGAGUCUGCUCAGUAUGGUUUGGAUGAAACUCAGUCGCUUUUGAAGACGUUAGUUUGUGAAGCCGAGUGCACAACUUUAAAACAUUAUUCUAUCCAUACUUCUUGUGAGGAGACCAAACAAGAGGAGUGUGGCGUAUAUAUUAAAACACCAAAUACUUCUCCAGAAUCCUUGGUACACAGAAAAAGGAAAAGUGACGAAGUGACCCGAAACACGAACAAGCGACAGAAAGCUGAGAACAGUGCUGAGCACCCUGCGUUUUACUACAACAUCCACAGACACAGUAUUAAAGGAAUGAACAUGCCAAAGUUAAAUAGGUUUUUGAACUAUUUGUCUGAAGCUGGCUACAGAGUGAGCAGAACCCACUUUGACCCGAUGGGGGUCCGCACAAAUGCACCCCUGGCACAGUUUAAGACAGUUCUGCUCAAGUACAGCACUCCCACCUAUGGAGGUGGGCAGGCGGAGGAUGCUGAGGUGCUGGAGGAGGAUCGAUCCGUAACUGCGGCCAUUGUGUUCACAAAAGACUGCCCUCCUCACUGUGCAGCUGAUUAAUGCCAGUUCCUUGCUUGGUAGAUCAGGAGGUGGCAGAAUUGCAAACACAGCCUGUUAAGUAAGCCAGUAUUUCUUUCCAGACUGGAUUUUGACAGUUUGAGUUGCCUGUUCUUUUAAUUUGAAAAGACCUCUUAGGAUUACGUAGAGCUUACCCCAGAUCACAGUGUGUGUGGUCCAAGGUACUGUUACUUUGAGAGGGUCUCCGAGACAGUUACUUGGUUUUAGGCUCACAUCCACCUUCGCAACAAGGCAUUGUGGCUGCUCCUCAGUCUCUGUCAAAGCCUUUCUGCUGGCACAGAACCAAGGGGGUGGAUGGGGUCAGAAGCCUUUACACGUUUCUGAUCAUGAGGUUACUACGAAAUGGAGUAUUCCUAAAAUGAAUCAUUCCUAAAACCUGGCUGCUAACAAUCUGGGGGGAGGUCAUGUUAAGAUGAUAAAAUGGCACAGGAUAAAGUUUGAUCCGAACUUAAGCAAGUCAGAAAGUCCUGACUUUGCUCUCCCAGCUCCAGACUCCACAUGUGAUUGGGCAUUUGGGUCAGUUUUCAUACUGCUGCCUGCAAGCAAGGACCUCACACAAGUGGGAGUGGAAAACAAAAUUAUUCCAGGACUGUUGCUGAAACUUCAGUUCAUAAGUAAACCUUAGUGAGUUGUGUUAGUCACUCUAGGUAGUUUGUUCAGAAGUUACAUUUGGUUGUGCACUGCAGAGAGGUUCAGUGACAAGACACCACAGGUUGAAGCUGUGGACGAAGUUUUCCUCUGAAUUCAUCAGCAAUACCUUUGUAGCUGUUGAAAAGAUCUCUUCUGUCAGCUAGCAAAGACACUGCACUGGUAUUGGGUUCUGGUUUCCUCAAAUACAUGGCAGCACUCCAGCCAAAUAUGCUUGACUUUGUUCUUUCUUUUGCCCAAACUUUGUUCAGAUACUUCUGUGCAUUUCAUCUGAAUUGGAAACAACAAUCACAGCUGAACUACUUCCAGCUUUUCACAGGUGUCUAACCUGCCCCCCCAGUGUUAGGUUUAUCUAGGAGCUAAAUCACGUCUAUCAGCACCACAGCUGUCUUUUAAACACCUGCAUGCAUGGGAAUUCAACCACCUCCCUGGGGAGCGUCUUCCAGUGUUUGAGAACCCUUUCAGUGAAGAAGUUUCUUCUAAUGUCCAACCUAAACACAUGGUGCAACUUGAGGCCAUUUCCUCUUGUGUCACUUAGUACCUGGAAGAAGAAACCAACUCCAGCCUCCUUUCAGGGAGUUGUAGAGAGCCAGG
Molecule: messenger RNA, 3612 nt
Organism: Dryobates pubescens (Downy woodpecker)
Lineage: Eukaryota; Metazoa; Chordata; Aves; Piciformes; Picidae
Gene: TRMT1L
Product: tRNA methyltransferase 1 like
Exons: 16
Coding region: 181-2352 (723 amino acids)
Biological process (GO): tRNA N2-guanine methylation
Cellular component (GO): nucleus
Molecular function (GO): RNA binding
Source: RefSeq, a predicted model, not a curated record